Molecule: messenger RNA, 1767 nt
Organism: Pistacia vera
Lineage: Eukaryota; Viridiplantae; Streptophyta; Magnoliopsida; Sapindales; Anacardiaceae
Product: putative disease resistance RPP13-like protein 1
Exons: 2
Coding region: 1-1767 (588 amino acids)
Biological process (GO): defense response to other organism
Molecular function (GO): ADP binding
Source: RefSeq, a predicted model, not a curated record
AUGGAUUUUGUUGCUCAGCCUGUGGUCUCUGAACUCUUUAACGGGUUGUUUAAGAUUUUGGGGUCCAAUGAGGUGCAGGACUUUGCUCGGAACCUUGUUGGAGGGGUAGCUUCAGAGCUAAAAAAUCUGGAAAACAAGUUGAGGAAGGUUCAAAAUCUUCUUCGCAAUGCGGAAGACAAGCGACUGACGGAUGAAAGCCUCAAAGAGUGGCUUGACAAUCUUCAAGACUGGGCUUAUGAUGCGGAAGACAUACUGGAUGAGUUUGCCUACGAAGCCUUGCGACGCAGACAGAAGGCAGAACACCAGGCUAGCUCUAGCAAGUGCAUGAGAUUCCUCCCUGCUUCUUUCCCUAGUCCCUUGUUCAAUGUACAAAUGGGGUCCAAGAUCAAAGACAUCACUAGCCGCUUAGACCGACUCCGGCAGGAAAGAUCAGAUGACCGUGGAUUGCAAGAGCUUUCUGGAGGGACAUCAAGUAAUGCUGCAGUACUGCCUAGACCAAAGGAAACUUCAAGCGUCCCACCUGAAAAAGUUGUUUAUGGGAGAGGUAAAGAUGAAGAAAAACUACUUGACAUGGUGAAAAGCGCUCAACCAAGUGGUGCCAACUUUCGAGUGAUAGCCAUCGUCGGCAUGGGAGGGAUCGGCAAAACAACGAUUGCUCGGAAAAUAUACAAUCACAUGCAGAAGCAGGAAGAUUUCAAGUUUGAGAAAAAAGGAUGGGUCUGUGUUUCAAACAACUUUGAUGUUCUGACAAUUUCAAAGGCACUUCUCAAGUCAAAGUCAUUAAAUGACUCCUCAUCCUCCAUUCCAGAUGAUAAAAAUAAUGUGCAACUUGAACUGCAGAAGGCAGUAAAUGGGAAAAAAUUCUUGAUAGUAUUAGACGAUGUUUGGGAGGUAGACUACAGUAAAUGGGAAGAGCUUAUGUCUCCCUUCGAAACUGGUGCACCUGGAAGCACGAUGAUCGUCACAACACGCCAUAGAUAUGUUGCUCGAACAAUAAGAUGCCCUGAGUCUGAUACUUAUGCUUUAGAGCGUUUAUGCGAAGAAGCCUGUUGGUCCUUGUUUAAGGAGCAUGCACUCGCGAUUGGUACAGCUGCUGCUGAUGAUCUAAUUACCGAUUCAAUUCGUGAGAGAGUUCUUGAAAGGUGUGGUGGUCUACCUCUGGCAGCAAAGACCCUCGGUGGUCUUUUACACUGUAAGCAGAUUAAUACCUGGGAAAGAAUAUUAGACAGCGAAAUAUGGAAAGAAAGAGAUAUCCUUCCCGUAUUAAAGUUAAGUUAUCUCUAUCUCCCUUCGCAUUUAAAAAGAUGUUUCACGUAUUGUGCGGUUUUUCCAGAAGACUAUGAAUUUGAGAAAGAGGAAGUUGUGCUUCUAUGGGUGGCAGAAGGUAUUGUUCAAUCAUCUGAUACACAACUGGAUGUGGCAGGUCAGUACUUUAAUGAUUUGUGUUUAAGAUCAUUUUUUCAAAAAUCAAGUAAUGAUGGUUCUAAAUAUGUACAACAUGAUCUUAUCCACGAUUUAGCUGAAUCAGUUUCUGAAGAAUUCAGUUUCAGAUCUGAAAAAGCCAUUAUCCAACUACCAAAACAUGUAAAAAGAACUCGUCAUUUUUCUUAUCUUCCUGAUGUAUAUAGUAUAGGAAAGAAAUUUGAAGGCUUGGAAAAGCUUGAGAGUCUAAGAACAUUCUUACCGGUGUUCAUGACGCCUAAGUAUGGAAUUAGAAAAGUUGAGAGUAUUAUCUUUAAAAAGAUACCACAUCACUCAUUUACCUGA